CCAAGACCGUCCCCGUUUAUCCACCAUCCCAACAACAACUGCUAGGAAGGGCAAGACACAGAGAUAGCUUCAUCCAUUGUGUCCUCCGAAUACUUACUGUUAUGAUGGGCUAGGGCCCGGAGCUGAAUUCAUUAUGGCUGAAGACGAAGGUUAUCAGGCCCCCUAUGAGCCCCAGCUCACGCCUGUCGGGGAGAAGUCCCUGCCGGCAAAAUGCAAGAAAGGCGCGCUGGCAUACUGUCCGACGAUGGACCUCAUCGGCCUAGUCACAGAGGACGAUGAACUACGCGUCUUCAGACUCAACGGACAGAAGGUCUUCGGCGGGUCCUACAAAGGCGAUCCGUACCUUGAUGAGGACGAUGGCGGGGGUGAGAUCCGCGGGUUGAAGUGGAAGAAUACAGGUCAUCUGCUCGCAGUCGCGUGUGCGGAUAACACCGUCCGCGUUAUCAGCGCCUACAGUGGCAAGACAGUCCACCAUUACCCAGCGUACCCCCAGUCUGAGGGUGUGGAAGCUCAAGUGUCGACCAAAGCUACGUGUGUCGGCUGGGGUGUUAACUUCACGGACACGAAGGUCGCCCAACGGCAUCUACACGACGCCGGUGGCCAGGUCACUGUGGACGAUCUGCUGUCGCCGGAUACGCAUCCGUCUCGCGCGGCGGCGCUUCUUAAAGCUGAUCUACCACGAGAACUGGCGUUGUUGGAUGUGGAAUCCUCCUUGCCGAAGCUGAGUACUCUGCCUGCGACAGGGAGCGAUGAUGAUGUGUUCAGCGCUCGAGCGUCGAUCGAUGCGAUCUUUCAUUCCUCGACCAAGAACACCAGUGAUGCGGUCGAUGUGCUGCUCGUUGGGUUCGAUGACGGCACCGUGCAUCUGCGUAUCUUUGACUGCUUUGAAAUCGGCUCCUUCCGGGUGCAGGGCCCCGCGGAGCGUCCGGGCCCCUGUCGCAUCAUCCGACAUGCUUCCCAUCCGCUGAGCUCGACUCAUGCGCUCCUGGCGUCGGCGUCAGAAGGCGCACCGGGACCGUUACGCUUACUCACGCUCGACCUUCGCUUCAUUACCAGGUCCGGGAGGUAUCUUUCGCUGCUGGCGCACAAGACCACGCAGCUGCAGAACCUGCUGCGGUAUAUCGGUCAGGUUCAGAAACAGAUUGAGCUCGAGUGGAAGAAUGCGCAGGAGUUGCCGGCGCGUUACAUGCGCAGCGUUGACCAGGACCUGCAGGAAAAGUGCCAUUGUGACUUUGUCACGGCUGCGUAUCAUCUGGUGGUGACAGGGGACUGUUUCGAGCCUCUGAAGGAGUUUCUUGUGGAAAUUGUUGGAGAAAGAGGUCAUAAACGAUGGGAGAAGGCCGUCUCGUCUGGCUACGAAAGUGUCCGGCGCUUGACCCACGAGUGUCUUCUUCCAGCCGUGGAAAGAUGUCAGGUGCUUAUCAGCCGGUUGGUUGGGCUAUCGAGAUUCCAGAAGCUGAGUGAAGUGCUGGGGUUGGAGACUCCAGAUCUCAGCACGAUAGUAGAAACGCUCGACUGUCUCCAGCUCCUUGCGCAUCACAUUCUCAUCAAUGUCAACGAGGAGCUGACCCAGUUCAACGCUUUCUCUCGGUGGCUUCGCCAUGAGAUCGACAUGCAAUCUGCGGAGCCGAUGUCUCAGACCUUGGAGGAGCUGAUGGAAAAGACCGAUAUGGUGGAAUACCCGCAGACUCUCAAGUACAUUCGAGGCGCUCUCACGAAGAGUGCGCUCCGGACCUUUAUCCGGCAAUUACCUAUGAUGGGUGUUCCGAGAGCACCAGUGCCCGCAGAUGCUUCCGACAAAUGGACUCGGAUUGAGCAAGGGCGGUCAUUUUAUGAUACUUUCAAGGGGCUGCUGGAGCAGCAGAGUCAAGGCUCGGGCGACGCUGAUGCAAUGGCUCCCCCGAAGAUGAAUGACUUGACGAAGCGUCUCGGGCUACAAUUCGACAAGGUGUUUGGGCAGAUCGCUUUAACACAGCGCAGGGGCAUCCUGCAUAGGUCCCCUUUGACCCUCCACCCAGACUGUGACCCAGAGGUCAUUGAUGUUACCAUGCGCUAUGAGGCCAUGGACAAGGGCGAAGACAUGUGUGUGAUCUACGUCGGCACCAGAUCGGUCAAAACCAAGCAUCUCCUCUGCUGCUACCGCGUGGUUCUGAAUUCCGAGAAUGGGGUGAGCUCUACGAAGAGCAUCUCCACCGCCGUAAUCGACUUCCAAGGCGGAGAGAUUCGACAGAUACAGUUCGUGGAAGAUGACACCAUGAUGAUGGUUCUGUGGUCGAGUCCCAAUGGGUCAUCCUAUUUGCUCAACCUCCCCUUUCAGCCCGCCACAGCGAUGAAGGUUGACGAUGAGGCUUCGAGUCUGUUCUCCAUCACCUACCGCGAAGAACGAUACGACGAGUCAACAAGUGCACCGCUGACCGCUAGCAUGAGCCUGGAAGUCUUUGCUCCCAGCUCCCAGGAGCUGGGCAUCAUUAAGCACAGCUUCAUCGGCGCGAGGGGCCGAGCUCGUCCCGUACGGAUCGAUGUCAAUGGUCGGCGCGGGCGUCGGGCAAUAUGUGUCUUGUAUGGCGAUGGGAUGCGCUACGAGGUAUUGGAUCUGGAUGCGGAGAUGGGCGAUGAGGAGGAGGAUGAGGAAGAUGAGGACGAGGAGUUGGAAGGCGAGGAGUAAUAGCACACAGAACACCAGAAUUCCUAUCGAGUAGAUUGAAGU
Messenger RNA from Aspergillus saccharolyticus JOP 1030-1, 2707 nucleotides. Its product is annotated as putative anaphase-promoting complex component Cut20/Apc4. The record is from RefSeq and is a predicted model, not a curated record. Gene Ontology annotation, cellular component: nuclear periphery; anaphase-promoting complex. Gene Ontology annotation, molecular function: protein binding. The coding region runs from base 134 to 2665 and encodes 843 amino acids. NCBI's taxonomy places the organism in Eukaryota, Fungi, Ascomycota, Eurotiomycetes, Eurotiales, Aspergillaceae. Gene Ontology annotation, biological process: positive regulation of mitotic metaphase/anaphase transition; protein K11-linked ubiquitination; anaphase-promoting complex-dependent catabolic process. The transcript has 7 exons.